CAAAACUGAUUCCCCUUUUAUUUCAAAAUGUAAUGUAAUUUUCAUAGCUUCUUUCAUUCACAGCUACUCUCUCAUGGCCCCCAAAUUCAUCACUCGGACAAUAUCAAUGGCGGUUACACGAAACCACCUCUUCACUCCCAUUUACAGCUCUGCAAUUGCUUUACCUCGUAGGUAUUGUUCUUCUUCUUCUGAAACUAUAAACCCUAGCAAAAAUGAAGAUAAACCCAAGUCAUCAUCAUUAUCAUCAUCUUCCAAGAAUAAGAAGGGGAAAGCUACAGCAAUGUCAAGACUCAUAAACUCAAACCCAUGGUCAAGUGAGCUUGAAUCUUCUCUCUCUAAACUCUCUCCCUCUUUUUCCAAGACAACUGUUAUUCAAAUUCUCAAUCUUGUGAAAAACCCAUCUAAAGCUCUUCAAUUUUUCAAGUGGGUUCAACAAAAAGGUUUCUCUCAUACUGACCAUUCAUACUUUUUGAUGUUGGAAAUUUUGGGUAGUAGUCGAAAUUUGAAUGCUGCAAGGAAUUUUUUACUUUCAAUUGAGAAAAAGUCUAAUGGGUUUGUUAAGCUUGAAGAUCGUUUCUUUAAUAGCUUGAUUAGGAAUUAUGGCAGAGCUGGAUUGUUUCAGGAGUCUUUUAAGCUUUUCACUACUAUGAAAUCACUUGGUAUUUCUCCUUCUGUUGUUAGUUUUAACAAUCUCUUUUCGAUUUUGCUUAAACGUGGUAGAACUAAUUUGGCUAAGAAUUUGUUUGAUGAAAUGCUUAGCACUUAUGGUGUUACACCAGAUGCAUUUACUUUCAAUAUUUUGAUUAAUGGGUUCUGUAUGAACUCCAUGGUUGAUGAGGGUUUUCGGUUUUUCAAAGACAUGGCUCGGUUUCAAUGCGAACCGGAUGUCAUUACUUAUAAUACAUUGGUUGAUGGAUUGUGUAGAGCUGGGAAAGUCGAUAUUGCUCGAAAUGUAGUGAAGGGUAUGAGUAAGAAGAGUUUGGAUUUGAAUCCAAAUGUUAUUACUUAUACAACUUUGAUUAGGGGGUAUUGUAUGAAACGAGAGAUUGAUGAGGCUUUGGUUGUUUUGGAGGAAAUGACUAGUCAAGGGUUGAAACCGAAUAGAAUUACAUACAAUACUUUAAUCAAGGGCCUCGGUGAAGCGCAGAGGCUUGAUAAGAUAAAAGAGAUUUUGGAAAGAACAAUGAGAGAUGGUGAGUUUGUUCCCGAUACAUGUACGUUCAAUACAUUGAUGCACAAACAUUGCCAAGCGGGAAAUUUGGAUGAAGCCUUGAAGGUUUUUGGGAAGAUGUCGGAGUUAAAGGUUCUGCAAGAUUCAGCUACUUAUAGUGUUUUGAUUCGUAGUUUAUGUCAACGAGGGGAGUAUGAUAGAGCGGAGGAAUUGUUUGAUGAGUUAUCGGAGAAGGAAAUUUUGCUCGAUGAUGCUGGUUGUAAACCUCUUGCUGCUGCUUAUAACCUUGUGUUUGAGCAUUUAUGUAAAAAUGGUAAAACUAUAAAGGCCGAGGGAGUUUUUAGGCAGUUGAUGAGAAGAGGUACUCAAGAUCCGACAUCGUUUAAGAUUUUGAUUAUGGGGCAUUGUAAGGAAGGUACUUUUGAAGCUGGAUAUGAACUCUUAGUCUUGAUGUUAAGAAGAGAUUUUGUGCCUGACGCUGAGAUCUACGAAUCUUUAAUCAAUGGUCUCUUGCAGAAGGAUAAACCUAUUCUUGCAAAGCUUACUCUAGAAAAGAUGUUGAGGAGCUCCCAUUUCCCUAGAACAUCUGUUUUCCAUGCUAUACUUGCUGAGCUAAUUGAAAACCGAUGUGCUCGGGAUUCUGCUAGUUUUGUUAUGUUAAUGUUGGAGAGAAAAAUUAGACAAAAUAUCACUCUCUCAACGAAUCUUAUAUCACUGCUUUUUGGUAAUGGGCAAGGAGAUAAAGCAUUUGAGAUUUUAAAGUUGCUUUAUGAAAACGAUUACUCUGUUAAAAUCGAAGAGUUGGUCAGUUUACUUUGCCAGAAAAGUAAGUUGUUAGAGGCUUGCAAGGUAUUGAAAUUUAGUUUGCAGAAGGAUCAAAGUGUCGAUAUUGAAUUGUUUAAUAGUGUUCUUAGUGGCCUGAGUAAAGUAAAAAAGGCUAAGGAAGCCUUUAGUUUAUACUAUGAAUUGGUAGAGAAAGGAGUUCAGCAUCAGCAGUUGACUUGCUUAGAGGAUUUAAAAUCUGCUUUGGAGGUCUCGGGACAAUCAGCUGAAGCCGACUUUGUUUCGAAAAGGAUGCCAAGGUAGACGAGUCUCAGCUGUAUAUCUGCUUGGAAAAUUUUCUCUGCAAAUUUAAGGCCUCAAAUCAAAAUCAUAAUUUUUACUAAUGGAGCUCCUAAGCAAUAUCUUGAACGGACUAGGCACAUUCCUACACCAACUUAUGAGCAAAACUACAACUGUGAGCAUUAAGGAAUGGGAAUGGCCAGCGCUAGCCGAAGAUAUCACCCGCAUUGUCUGUCUCCUCUAGCAGUGACUAUACCUUUGCCAGCCACCCAGCUCGAUCGGGCUACUGAAUGAUGUUGGUCAGCCGCAUUAUGCUUUACUUUCUCGGUUGCUGCAGCGGUGUCGAUGGUCUUCGAGUUGCCAAGGACAUGGGACAUAGCCAAAAAACAACCCUGGAAGCCAAGUUUGGUUGUCCCAUCUCUAAAAGACAAUACAAAAAGGAAUAGUUUGAUGCAUCUAUAAUCUUUGCUGUUGGAUUAACAAUAUUACAUAUGUUUUUUGUUUGGAAAAAAAAAAGUAAUAAUUAAUGUUUUUUCCACAUAUAUUGAUGCAAUUGUCCAAGUAUAACAGAAACAAAUCGGAGCCAGGUUGCCAAGUUUUGAAUUUCUGUUUAUUUGGUUAAAAAGGACAAUGAUUAUUGGUCUUAUUAGUCUGUGUAUAUUAUAUAUAGAACAUUAUUAUUGAGCACCA
This is a messenger RNA of Cannabis sativa, 2923 nucleotides long. Its product is annotated as pentatricopeptide repeat-containing protein At1g02060, chloroplastic. Gene Ontology annotation, molecular function: protein binding. Lineage: Eukaryota; Viridiplantae; Streptophyta; Magnoliopsida; Rosales; Cannabaceae. The record is from RefSeq and is a predicted model, not a curated record. Bases 74 to 2257 code for a protein of 727 amino acids. The transcript is spliced from 4 exons.